AUGAUGCGGAGCGUAGAUGAUCGUGAUUUACUACAGAUUACACUUGCGUCCCAAAUUUCUGAUGCUUAUAAAGAACAUAUUGAUCGAUUUAUAGCUGACUUUGAUAAUUUAUCGUUUACAAAUAACUUCAGUGUCGAAAAGGUGAAUGAAAUAAUUAAUAGAGCAAUAGCCGACGAAAGUAUUAGUCAGAUUUCAGUACCAUAUGUUCAAUGUAAUGUUUGUCAUCAAUCAUGUGCCAGUAAACAUUUACAUGAACGUGAAAACUAUGAACCGUAUGGACGAUUAUUCAGCGAAUCAUCGAUUGAAUCACUAUCACUUGAACAAGUCACUGGUUCAGAUGUAUGGAACUUGAAAGCUGUGGAUAAAACAUCCGUCUAUUUGCCAAUGUGGAAUGCUUGUAAAAAAUGGAAUGAUUUAUCUCAUUCAAUUCAACAGUUAAAAGAACCAAUCCAGAUUAUUCAAGAAUCUAAACGAUAUUGGACAUUGUUUAUUGAUAAAUAUGAAAAAGAUAAAGUGGAACUGACGAAAUUAUCACAACAAUUAGCAGGGACAACUCCCGUCACUUAUUUACAGGAUAUGGAUGAAAUACUACAAUUAAAAUCAAUUUUCGAUAAAUAUGAUUAA
Molecule: messenger RNA, 624 nt
Organism: Didymodactylos carnosus
Lineage: Eukaryota; Metazoa; Rotifera; Eurotatoria; Philodinida; Philodinidae
Source: the annotation of a GenBank genome assembly